AGGUGCAGUGACAGAGAGGAGAGAGGUGCAGGGAGGGACUGGGGCAGAGUGGCAGAGAAAGUGACACGGGGAGAGCAACAACGUGACAAAGAGAGGGACAGGGAAAGAGGCAAAGAAAGUAACCAAGGGAGAGAGGGAAAGACGGCAGGGGAAGGGAGGGGUGAGUAAAAGCCAAAGGAAACCAAGAUCACCAAGGACACAGAGGAAGCAGAAGAGGCCCUGGGCAGAGGGACGCGAGCCAUGCCCCAUAGCUCUGACAGCAGCGACUCCAGCAGCUUCAGCCAGUCACCCCCACCUAGCAAACAGGAUUCUUCUGAUGACAUGAGGAAAGUUCAGAGGAGGGAGAAGAAUCGCAUCGCAGCUCAGAAGAGCAGGCAGAGGCAGACCCAGAAGGCAGACACCCUGCACUUGGAGAGCGAGGACCUGGAGAGGCAGAACGCUGCCCUGCGCAGGGAGAUCAAGCAGCUGACAGAAGAAAUGAAGCAUUUCACCUCAAUGCUGAGUUCCCAUGAGCCCCUCUGCUCCAUCCUGACCACGGUGCCCCAACCGCCCCCGGAGGUGCUGUAUGCCACACACUCCUUCCACCAGCCCCACAUCAGCUCCCCACGCUUCCAGCACUGAGCCUGGCCACAAGGACACGCAGCCUGCAGGUUCCACAAAUGGAAAUCAGAGACCCCACGGGGCUCACUCUUUGGUUCGCAGGAGGGACAUGGACUGUUACAGCUAUUCCUGCCCCUCCUUCAAGCGUCUACUGAGCCAGGCCCAGGGUCACAUGUCUAGGAGUUGGCCCCGGUGCAGAUAUGGCAGAACACCAGGAGGCAUCUUCAGGGAGGUUAAAUCUCAGAUCAACAGAGAAGGGAAGCGUUUGCAAAUUGGCACCAAUCCCUGUUCUGUUGUUUGCACUGGGACCCUCGCAUGGGUCUAUGUGACACAGGAACCCUGUCUCCAUGUGAGCAGUCAGCUGGAGACUUCACCAGUGAGUGCUCCUAGGAGAGGAGCGCUGGGAAUGAGGGGCCAUGGG
Messenger RNA from Malaclemys terrapin pileata, 1021 nucleotides. It is a transcript of the gene BATF, whose product is annotated as basic leucine zipper ATF-like transcription factor. The coding region runs from base 241 to 621 and encodes 126 amino acids. The record is from RefSeq and is a predicted model, not a curated record. NCBI's taxonomy places the organism in Eukaryota, Metazoa, Chordata, Testudines, Emydidae. The transcript is spliced from 3 exons. Gene Ontology annotation, biological process: regulation of transcription by RNA polymerase II. Gene Ontology annotation, cellular component: nucleus. Gene Ontology annotation, molecular function: DNA-binding transcription factor activity, RNA polymerase II-specific; RNA polymerase II cis-regulatory region sequence-specific DNA binding.